AUGACAGCAAAGUGUGGUGCGUCGUGCUCGGCACUUGGUGGACCUAGCCUCCCCCGAUUCCCAUGUGUCGCCGCGUCUCGGGCCGCUGGUUGUUCCCGCCGUCGCCACUGUUUCGGGACAAGUUCAUCCCGGCGGUCGCCAUAUCAAUUCAUCACAUCUGGAUAUCGCCAGAAGGAUCUCCAGCAGGGCGCUUAA
Colletotrichum destructivum is the source of this 195-nucleotide messenger RNA. RefSeq lists its product as uncharacterized. The transcript has a single exon. Bases 1 to 195 code for a protein of 64 amino acids. NCBI's taxonomy places the organism in Eukaryota, Fungi, Ascomycota, Sordariomycetes, Glomerellales, Glomerellaceae. The record is from RefSeq and is a predicted model, not a curated record.